ACCCCCAACAAGGGGGAAAUCCCGCUGGGACCGACUGUUCCCCAUCCCUCCUCCAGGGGGCGCCUUCCGGCAGUCCCUCGCGGCAGCCCAUUUCCUGCUCCAGUGGAAGGCCGAGUGCCAUUUCUUCAACGGGACGCAGCGGGUGCGACACCUGGACUGGUACAUCUACGACCGGCAGGAGAUCGACUACUUCGACAGCGAUCUCGGGAAAUUCGUGGCCGUCACUCCGUUGGUGCAGCCCGAUGUGGACAAGUGGAACAGCGAUAAGGCCAUCCUGCAGUACCAGAAGGCCUCCGUGGAUCGCUUCUGCCGAAAGAACUACGAGGUUUUCCAGAGCAAUUCCGUGGUUGGCCGGAGAGGGACGGGGAUCGUGUCAGCCGUGAUCGGGGUGAUCUUCUUCACCAUGGGGCUCUUCCUCUACCUGAAGAGCAAGAAAG
Molecule: messenger RNA, 437 nt
Organism: Protobothrops mucrosquamatus (brown spotted pit viper)
Lineage: Eukaryota; Metazoa; Chordata; Lepidosauria; Squamata; Viperidae
Product: HLA class II histocompatibility antigen, DRB1-15 beta chain-like
Exons: 3
Biological process (GO): immune response; antigen processing and presentation
Cellular component (GO): membrane; MHC class II protein complex
Source: RefSeq, a predicted model, not a curated record